Molecule: messenger RNA, 330 nt
Organism: Cooperia oncophora
Lineage: Eukaryota; Metazoa; Nematoda; Chromadorea; Rhabditida; Trichostrongylidae
Source: the annotation of a GenBank genome assembly
AUGGCCAAGGAGUUCCAAUUCAACUGGCGCCCAAACGUGCCUAGUUUGCUCCAACAUGGCUCCGUUUUUGAUCGUUACGAUGACGAGAGCACACAACUGGAAGUCAAUGCCCAUGUGAGAAUUGACGAAUACGGGUUCUUUCUUUAUUGGCUGAUAGAGUCCAGAGAUGCAGUUGUACUGGAUAUCGGCCAAGUGUGGGAAGCACGUCCUUCUGGUUUACCGAAGGAUGGGCGAGUGCUGUUUGAACUUGAGCAACGAGGGGCCCGUGAAACCCUGGAAGAGAGAACGAUCUGGAUCACUCACGGACAAGAUCUCGCCUGGGGGGAUUAG